CCCGGAUUGUAGUCGUCAACACUGUUUUUAAUUAAAAUUUAUUGAAUUAAUUGUGAGUUAAAUAAAAAUAAGUGUUAAAGUAAUCAUUCACACACUAUGGAUUCAGACGAUAACCGCGCAGAAGGCUGGAAAUAUCUUAAUAAGCAGUUCUUUGGAGACGGUGAAAGGGCGAACUAUGUGAACAUUCCCCAUGUGAUUGCCAUGGUGGGGCUCCCGGCGCGGGGGAAGACCUACAUCUCCAAGAAACUCUCCCGAUAUCUCAACUGGAUAGGAAUCAAUACAAGGGUAUUCAACCUGGGCGAAUACCGGCGGCACGCCACAAGCGCAUACACCUCACACGAGUUCUUCAGAGCAGACAAUAAAGAAGCCAUGGCGAUUAGACAGCAGUGCGCGCUAGACGCAUUGAAGGAUGUCUGCGAGUGGCUGGUAAAAGGGGGGGAGGUCGCGGUUUUCGACGCGACGAAUUCAACGCGGGAGCGCCGACGGAUGAUCCGCGACAUCGUAGUACACGAGAUGGGCUUCAAAUUAUUCUUCGUGGAGUCCAUCUGCGACGACCCACGCAUUAUCGAGCAGAACAUUAUGGAAGUGAAAGUGAGCAGCCCUGACUACACGAACAUACAGAACACAGACAACGUGCUGAACGACUUCCUACUGAGGAUCGAGCACUACAAGGAGAAAUACGAGCCUUUGGAGGAGAACCUCGAGUCCGACUACAGCUUCAUGAAGAUCUACGACACGGGAGAGAAGGUAAAAAAGGUAGUGGUGCACAAACACGAAGGACACAUACAGAGUCGGAUAGUCUACUACCUGAUGAAUAUACACAUAGUGCCACGGACCAUAUAUUUGACAAGGCACGGCGAAAGCUUGCACAACAUCGUAGGCCGCAUCGGCGGCGACAGCGCGCUCUCUCCCCGCGGCGCGCAGUACGCCAGCGCCCUAGCGCGCUACAUCGACGCGCAGGCCAUACCAGGCCUGCGUGUGUGGACGUCGUGGAUGCGACGCGCCAUACAGACGGUUAAAGACGUCAAGGCGCCGCAGGAACGGUGGAAGGCGCUCAACGAGAUAGAUGCUGGCAUCUGCGAAGAGAUGACCUACGCCGAGAUCCAAGAAAAGUACCCUUCAGACUUCAACGCGCGGGACGCGAACAAGUUCGCAUACAGAUACCCCCGGGGAGAAAGCUACGAGGACUUAGUGGCCAGACUGGAACCGGUUAUAAUGGAGCUGGAGAGACAGGGGAACGUGCUGGUCGUGUCGCACCAGGCGGUCAUGCGGUGUCUACUGGCGUACUUCCUUGACAAAUCUGCCGAGGAGCUCCCUUACCUCCACGUGCCCCUGCACACGGUGAUCAAACUGACCCCGGUGGCGUACGGCUGCCGCGAGGAACACGUGGCCCUGGCCGUAGACGCCGUCGACACGCACCGCCCCAAGCCCUCUGUGAUACCAGCGCCUCCAAUCGCAGCGCCAGUGCCCCCGGUACUAAACGGGGAAUCGAACGGCGACAACGACCAGUGUGAAAAACAUUAAUAUUUUAUAUAUUAGGUAUACAGGACUUUGGAAGUAGCGUCGAGUGUCCAGAGACUUCCAUGUAGAGUCCAAGGUAGUCCACCUAUCCAAUGUGUAUUUGCGUCUCACAUUUCGCUUAGUGAGAGAGAGACGCAAUCACAUUGGACUAACAAAUUGGACAGGUGGAAUACAACCCUAAGCUAACUUUGCAUUGAAUGAACAAAGUGAGGGUCAUAUUUUCAUAGAAAUUUGACGUUAAUGGUGACAUUGUCACACUUUGUCAUUGCAAAUGCGAUGCAGAGUUAGCUUGGUCCGACUCUAGCGACGCAUGAUAUCUCUAAAUUAUCGUACCAAGUACAUUUAAAAUACUUUUAGUAUUUAUAUACCUAUAGAGAUGUGUCAAUGUCAACUUUGCUAAAAAGUGCUGGAUUUAUAUGUACAGUCGCCAUCAGAUAUAUCUGAGCGGCCAAGGUACUCAUAAAUAUCUGAAAACGCCUCUAUUGUCAAGACGUUAGAGUGCGUGUCCAGAUAUUUUUGAGCACCUUGGCCGCUCCGAUAUAUCUGUUGGCGACUGUACAUAUGGCUUUCCAUCAGAGAAGGCUCCUUAUACUUCAUAUGCAAUAAACCUUUCUGUUGGAAUUUCAGAUAAAAGGCACCUUAUUGCAUUUGAAGCACAAGGACCCUUCUGUGCUGGAAAGUCACAUAUAUGGAAUGGAGGCUCUGGGAUUCAGAAAAUGCCUUGGAGACCGUCUGUGCCGAUUUAGCAGCGACAAAAUGUGGGUUUGGCAAAUUUGACGUUAGCUGUGGCAUUCCUUCACUCUCGGCCCAAUUCGAACUAUACGAUACGUCAAUAGAUCUAGGAAAGAUAUGGAUUAGAUAUGUCAGUGUCAAAUGUAACAUUUCCUCAAACAAAAACGUCACUUUUGACACUGACACAUCUAAUCCAUAUCGUUUCUAAAG
Molecule: messenger RNA, 2463 nt
Organism: Cydia fagiglandana
Lineage: Eukaryota; Metazoa; Arthropoda; Insecta; Lepidoptera; Tortricidae
Gene: Pfrx
Product: 6-phosphofructo-2-kinase/fructose-2,6-bisphosphatase
Exons: 10
Coding region: 97-1524 (475 amino acids)
Biological process (GO): fructose metabolic process; fructose 2,6-bisphosphate metabolic process
Cellular component (GO): cytosol
Molecular function (GO): 6-phosphofructo-2-kinase activity; ATP binding; fructose-2,6-bisphosphate 2-phosphatase activity
Source: RefSeq, a predicted model, not a curated record